Molecule: messenger RNA, 1771 nt
Organism: Medicago truncatula (barrel medic)
Lineage: Eukaryota; Viridiplantae; Streptophyta; Magnoliopsida; Fabales; Fabaceae
Product: kinesin-like protein KIFC1
Exons: 2
Coding region: 36-956 (306 amino acids)
Source: RefSeq, a predicted model, not a curated record
UGUACUUUCUGCAGCUUUCAAGUUUCAACUGUUGAAUGAUGGAUGUUGAGGCUUCUGAUACGCGGAAAACAUGUGGUGGUGAUGACAAUGUGAAGAAGGAACAUGCUUCUUGUCAAGACUUUGAUUCAAGUUUGAGAACAUGUAGUAGUAAAUGUGAUACUUAUGCACUGCCAGUUAAGAGGCUGUUUGAGAACAGCAAUUCCUUGGAUGUUUCUGUUAAGAAAUCAAAGGCGUCGCCGUAUGAUGAUCAGGGAAAAGAUGGAGAUGGUAUUCCGCCGACAAGUACAACUAAAAAGCCAAGCAAAUCAGCUGAUGAAUCAUUUUCCUCGCUGAUGAAAGAACUUCAAUUGGUACAAAAAUCGUUUAAGAAAUGCAUAAGGAAGAGGCAAGUGGAAAAAGGGAGAUUGCAGUCCAUCCAGAAAGAUAUUGAAGAAUGCUGCAAAGAGCUUGAAGAUAAGAACAAGCUAGUUAGUUGUGUUAAUGAAAUUCACAACAAAAUGCAGCGAAAAGUUGAAAUGAAGGAAGAGGAACUCAGGACUCUUUCCCUAAAAGUUACUGAAUGUACUUUGGUACUUAAGACCAAAGAGGAAGAUCUUGAUGCAGUGAACAAAUUAAUUAGUGAAGAAACAGAAAUAUUAGAGUCAACAAGGAAGAAGUCAAUAAAUAUAAUAUCAGAAAUGAAGAAUAGCUGUGCUCUAAUGAAGGAAUUUGAGUCAAAGCAGAAGCAAUUUAAAGUCCGGGUUAAGGAACUUGAGUCAAAAGAGAAGCAGUAUGAAGGACGAGUGGAGGAGCUUCAGUCAAAGGAGAAGCACUUUGAGGAACGGGUAACGGAGCUGGAGUCAAGAGAGAAGCAGCUUGAAGUCCAUGCGAAAGAAUUUGAAUCAAAAAAGAAACAAUUUGAAGGCCAAAUGAUGGACUUGCUAUCAAAAGAGAAGCAUGUCGAAAACCAAAUGUAGGAGCUUGAGUCAAAAGAGGAGGAAUUUGAAGAACAAUUUAAAUCGAAGGAGAAACAACUCGAAUCAAAAAAUAAGCAUUUUGAAAGACAAGUUGAGGACUUCAAAUCAAAACAGAAACAAUUUGAAGGACGGUGGAAUGAACUGGAGACGAAAGAGUAUAAGCUCAAAGUAAAUGAGAAGGAGCUCAACUUAAAAGAAAAGCAAUUUGAAGGACAAGUCAAGGAUCCUAAGUCAAAGAUGAAUAAAUUUGAUGGACAACUAAAGGAGCCUGAGUCAAGGAAAAAAUAUAUUGAUGAGGAAAAAGAAUCCGUUGCAUCUUACAUGCAUGAUCAAUCUAGUCGUGCCUUUGGUGGAACAAGUCUGCAGUUGGGCACAAGCGAGAAAACUGACGGAGUUCAAUCUCUUUACAAUGGUAUUUUAGUUAAUCUGCAAGAAUCAGCAGAUCCAUCAAAACUUGUUUUGGAAAUGAUACUGAACCCCAUCACUCCACUGUGCCAAAAGGGAGAUAAUGUUGUGAUUAUUGCUGAUUACCAAAUAUAUCUGCUUGAACAACUGAUGAGAAUCUCACCAGUUAUUGAACCUUGUGUGAGAGAAAAAGCAUUGAAGCUAGCAUUUGACUUGAAAGCUAAGAUGAAAGAAAAUACUGAAAAUUCUAUGGCGGUUCUUGGUUUUCUACUGCUUUUGUCGAUUUAUAAAUUGCUUGAUUCUUUUGAUAAAGAUGAAGUUUUCGAGAUUUUGGCAUUUGUUGCUCUGCACAAAAUUGCCGUGGAGCUGCUUGGAAGCUUUAGAUAUUUUAUCAUGAUUAUCAAACAGAG